Molecule: messenger RNA, 977 nt
Organism: Suillus fuscotomentosus
Lineage: Eukaryota; Fungi; Basidiomycota; Agaricomycetes; Boletales; Suillaceae
Exons: 2
Coding region: 396-968 (190 amino acids)
Source: RefSeq, a predicted model, not a curated record
UCCAUGGUUCAUCCACAGCGCACUUCUUUUUUUUAUCAUCGUGCACUUGAAACAAGACUAAACAACUCUCGUGUGGAAGAAAAACUGACGCAUCGAACAAAACAACCACCGUCCACUUAGAGAAUAAUGGCACCCCAAAGACAAUCUUCCCCGAAAGGAAGUUCCCAGCAGUGGAAACAAACCUCAAGAAUACCAGCACUGGACGAGCAUAUACAACGGUGGCCUUCAUCCUCUGGUCCUCAUCUACUGGACUUUCUAUCACUACGGACGCGUACAAACAACCUUGACAUUUCAAAUCACUAUAUGGUAGCCCAGAUGACCCAAUCCACCCCCUUGCCUCCUCACCACACAGUUCAGAUUCUUCCGAAGCAACAUAUCACAUAGGAAACACUAGCAUGCAUAUGGGUCGAUUACCCGGGCCCGAGCCCGCAUGCAUUCCCUAUCCAGGCUACGCCACCUACCAUCCGUACGGUGUGCCGCCUCAUUGGAUGCGUGGUCCUGCGCCCCCAUACACGCCUGUCGUACCUUCAACUGAUGCGGGUGCUGGAGUUGCGCACCACACGUUCCAAGUGGGACAAAAUGGUCAUUACCCUACAGUGGGCGAUGUCUCGCGCGCCACUCAGAUUGGCCAAUACCUACCGCCCAAUGCUGCUGCUCCCCCACCAGCGCACACCCUAUAUCAUCAACCCUUCCCAUCUAUUCCGGGAGGUGCGAACCCUUACGCGUACGCUCCACCCAUCCCACACCAAGGAAUUUUCAACCAGCACCACGGGCCUGAGCUCUCAAUGGGCUCUGCUUCCUCAUCUCUGCCUCAAGCACCAGGUCGUGUCGUGAAAGUCCGCAAACGCCGCAAGGUCAAACAAACAAAAACAAGCUUUAGCAAGAUAUACAACGACGCGUUGUUUGUGAGUUUUUUAUAUCUCAUUGAGGUCGCACUCUCAAAUCUUGGGACAGAAACCCGUGCUUGAUGAAUACGG